Messenger RNA from Liolophura sinensis, 4309 nucleotides. RefSeq lists its product as uncharacterized. The coding region runs from base 223 to 897 and encodes 224 amino acids. The transcript is spliced from 2 exons. The record is from RefSeq and is a predicted model, not a curated record. Gene Ontology annotation, molecular function: protein binding. NCBI's taxonomy places the organism in Eukaryota, Metazoa, Mollusca, Polyplacophora, Chitonida, Chitonidae.
UCGCUUUAACAGCUUGAGCACUUGACAAUUUGACAAGUACUCCGACGGUCUGGUACAGGUACAUUACUCGCUGAAACCUUCCCGGCUGAGCCUGUUCUGUCAACGAGGCCCGUCCGAAGGGUUUUGUUAGUGUCUGCACAGAUUGUAUUUUGAAGAUUUACUUCCGAAAGACUCCACAUCCUGUCCAAGCUGACCCUUUUUCGGGUUACAAACGAGUUCAACAUGGCUUCAGCAAAUGCUAAGGCGCCUAAGAAUCUCAAGUCAGGUCCGCCCAAGAAAGCUGCAACUCCGACCAAGAAGAAAGGUCCCACCUCUCCCACUAAGGAAAAAGGGAAGGAAAAGGUGAACGGUGAAGUGAAAGGUAAAGGUAAAGCUGUUAAUGGUGCCGCUUCAAAGGCAAGCGGUAAGGAGACAAAAUCCCCGGUAGAAAAAUGCCCCCCGAAAGCAAAGCCCGCUAACAAUGAGGAUGUCAGAAAUGGAAUAAAUACAGAUACACCAGCGGGAGACUUAGACAUGGAUAACUUUGACCAUCAAAUGCAAGGAGAUCUUAUGAUCGGUGACCUUCAGGUUAUAUUUUUGACGGAAACUGACACGAAGUAUGGCAAUACCAAACAUCAGAGCGUUACAAAAACACCCGGCGACGCGACAUCUGAUGUGACCCUCGAAGUUGAUGAAAAGACAUUCAAGUGUCAUAAGUCUGUCCUUACAGCGGCAAGUAGCUACUUUACCGAUCUCCUGAAGGGAGCAAAGAGUGACCCCAUCAAGGUUGACAAAGACAUAGGAUCAGAAACAUUCGAAAUUCUUCUAGAAAGUCUGUACGAUGGCUAUGUUGUGCUAACAAGGAUCUGUCACAAGGCUUUUUUGACGCUGCCGCCUCACUCGACAUCCCAUGGUUGAAGGACGCAGCAGCCGAUAACCUUAUGAGGACCCUAGGCCCAGAAACCACUUGACUGUGGGUCAGCUAUUUCAGAAACACGACCUACCAAAUCUCAAGAAGCAAACUGAAUCCAUGGUGGCUCAUAAUCUCAUAAUCUUUUCCGAGAGCAACGAGUUUCUUGAAAAUAUGAAUUUGACGUUCUCCGAAAUAUCUUAUCCACCAACGAAUAUGUGGAAGGAUCUGAAGGUUUCAUCGUGAAGGUCCAUCCUUGAUUGGGUACACAUGGACAAGGAAAAUCGACAAAAGCAUUUGGAGGAGCUUGCGAAAUUGAUACGAUUCCCAAUGCUCGAGCCAGAAGAGCUGGAUCGUCUGCCUUCAGAACUAACAAGCCUGCCCGGAAUGUCGAAACGGAUAGAAGAGGCAAAGAACUACGGUCUUAUUUAAGCAGUCAGUGCUUAUUUGAUGGUGAAGACUACUGCCCGCGUGGUGGUCGCAAUAUUGUAGCGUUAAUUUCAGCAGCGAGAUGAACAACGGAAAUAUUGUCUUGUACAAAGAUCCCCAAAAACCCCACGAACCAAUCUGCAUUGAACAUCUCGAACCAGAGGGACUUAAAACUGAGAUGAUGUUCACUGCGCAGGCGGUCCUGGGCAACUUCCUGUACAUAGCCGGAGGUUAUAACCAGGACAACAGCAGCUCGCCACGUAUGUUUCGUUACGACCCUCGCUUCAGAAUUUGGAUCGAGUUGGCACCCAUGACUCAUUCCAGAGUAUCCUUUGCCAUGUGUGCUUCCGACAAAAAGCUCUUCGCUGUCGGUGGCAUAGAGAGGACGUUUGAGGAAGAGAAAGAAACCGAGACGUCCCUGGACACUGUAGAGAUCUAUAAUCCUGUGGACAACACGUGGAAGGACUUGCCCAAAUUGCCGUACGGAUGUUCCGAACACGCAGUCGCGUACUGUGAUGGCUACAUUUACAUGAGCGGUGGUAUCAGCUCGAAUCCGAUGGACCCCAUUCCUCUGGAUUAUCUUCAUGUCCUUAAGGUGGAAGGCGGCGAAAAGUGGGAAUCCCUGACACCGAUGUUCACGGGUCGUCAAGGGCACAGUCUCUCUAACAUCAAGAGUAAAAUAUUUGUCAUGGGCGGCAAGUGCGGAGGCGGAAUCGGUAUCCAGGGCUUUGAGAUUGUAUGACCACUGAGAUGUACAGCCCAUCUACAAAGCAGUGGACGAAGAUGGCGUCCCUCCCGGAUGGAAUUGGCAUGGUAUCCAGAUUUGUGGCCGUUUUCGAUGAAAAAGUGGCGUUCAUAUCUGGUCAGCACUUGAACUAUUACGAUUCCGAAAAGGACGAGUUCACUGAGGAAGAUUUUUGCGGCCCAGAUGUGCAGAGGAUAGUGGCUGUCCAUGUGGCCUAUCCCCCAACAGUAUAGCUUUGCUAUUUACAGUCAAUUCCUUUGUCUUAUUUUGAUGGAUUACAAGUUAUUAUCCUUUCAGAAGAACAUGUAACUGUUGCUAGUAGAGUCUGGAUGAAAUAACUCCUUCCGUUUUACCCUGUGCUACCAACGUGUCUCAUUUAGAAAAGCACCGACAUACAUCAUACUUUGAUCUUUAAUCCGCUUUACACCUUGAACUAUGAACCAUGUUUUUAUUCGUUGACUGAAAAGCGGUUAGAACUUCGUACAAUGAGUACAUAAAUUGAAGAGUAAGCAUUCAAGGAAGCAUGGACUUUCUGUAUGGACAUGUGGGUGGAACAGUGAGCAAACCAAUUAGUCCAAACAUGAUGUUUUGACAUGGAAACCUUGAAAUUUACAUAUAACAUGAACAGGAGUUGGGUUAUGGUUUCGAACUCCAGACACAUUUUCGACACUCCGUGUAUAUAUAUAUAUAUAAACGCUGAAGUACAGGUGAAUUGAAACAGCCUCCAUAGAGAUAUUUAUUAACUUUUUGCCGUUCACAAUUUAAAGCAUUAACACUUUAGACAACAUUUUUCCACUUAAGCGCCAAAAACAAGUCGUAAACAGAAAAAUAAAGGUUUAUAUCCCAAAGGAGAAUUCUUCGAUACGGAUGAAUGAUUUACAUAUACAGAUCGAUAAUGGAAGUGAUUCUGUCAUUUAAAUUUGACUACAUUUAUAACCAAAAGAAUAUACAUUUUUGUCUUGCAUUUUUAGAAAAUAUAUUGUGUCAAAAUGGUUUCAAGCAGCUUAUUUUGGUUUUGUAAGUAACGUCCUGAAUUUACUUCGCUGUUUUUCAGCCAAUAGAUGCCACAAUGUUGUUCAAUAUGGAAUCUCAUGAUGUGCUUUUUUAGUUACAUUUUGCUGAACAUGUUUUCAAUAACGCAUUUACUUGUUUUGUUGUAGCAACGGUUUAAUAUAGCCAUAAUUUAAAAACAUUCUCAUGCCUCCCAUUGGAAUUGUCUCCCUGUUAUGUGAUUCUACUGAAUAUUCCACUCAUUCUACUUUACUACGACGUUGGCAUAUUUAAGGCUUUUGUGAUAGUAUUUUCGACGUAACACAAAGGAACCAGUAUAUUUCUUGUGGCGGCCUGAGGAAACUUAAACCCAAGAUCAAUGUACACAGACAAAAAGGAGUCAAUCAAUCCUGUCAACAGUCACACUUGAAGCUCGACUUUGUACUAGUGAAUUUUAGCAAGACUGAAGAUAAUUUUGUUGAAUCACCACCAGAGUUUACAUGUUGCUUAAACGAACCAAAUGCUUAUUUGAGCAACUGCAGCAGUUCUCAGCAUCUCUAUAUUGAAAGAUGAUUUAUGCAGUUAAAUGGUGAAACAAAGAAACAUCCCUUACACUUCAUUAGCCUGAAGCCGUCUAGUAGACCUAAAAUAGAUUUCUUAAAAUUGAGCUAACAGAAUGUUUUAUGGACUUGUAACAAAAAAUAACAGAAUAACAAAAAAUAAAUAAAUAAAACGUGGAUUUACCAGUAGAGACCGCAAUAUUCAUAUUUUUGCGAAGUUUGUGUCCGUCUUACUUUUAUGUUUGAACUGAUAUGAUGAACAUCGCAGUCUUAAACAAAAUGAGUAGAAAUAUUCUCGAACUCCUUUAGAAAGAGGAAAAUAAAUUUCAGAACACCCCUACUCGUGGCACCGAUCCUUGGCCAUUAUAACUUCAGAAACACCGCCACUCGUGGCACCGAUCCUCGGCCAUUAUAACUUCAGAACACCCCACUUGCUGCACCGAUCCUCGGCCAUUAUAACUUCAGAACACCGCCACUCGUGGCACCGAUCCUCGGCCAUUAUAACUUCAGAACACCCCACUUGCUGCACCGAUCCUCGGCCAUUAUAACUUCAGAACACCCCCACUCGUGGCACCGAUCCUCGGCCACUAUAACUUCAAAACACCCCCACUCGUGGCACCGAUCCUCGGCCAUUAUAACUUCAGAACACCCCCACUCGUGGCACCGAUCCUAGGCCACUAUAACUUCAAAACACCC